AUCUCCUUACGAGUUCCAAGUUGAUAAAAAAACGGAAUUUGGAGUUUGGACCGAGUGGUCUAAGACCAACCGACAGUGUCAUGUCCAAAUGUAAGGCAAUGGAAUAAAACCAGCCUCAAAUUUACGGUUCCUUUCCCUGCUCUACUAUGUCACUCUCAACCCUUUGUAUCAGGCAUCACAUGACCCUCUCUCUCAAUUCUCUCGUGACAGAGAGAGAGAGCAAGCGACAAAAAGAACCCAAAAAGGCAAACCCUUUUCUUACUAAAUAGAGGGAGAGAAAGGGCCAAGUGAGAAGCUCUCACCCUUCACUUUCUCCCUUCGGUCUUUGUUUUCUCUCGUUAUUGUGUCAUUGUAAACUAAGGAAACCAAAAAAAAAAAAAAAGGAAAACCGAGGAAGAAAGUGAAAAAACAUAGAAAAAAGCAAAUUAAAAGGGUAUCUUUCCAUUUCUCUCUCUCUUCAGUGAUUCUACUCUUUCAGCUUGUUGUGUUUUCGAGUGAGAUAGCUUUUGCAUACAAAAGGUGAAACAGAAAGAGAGAGAAGACAAAAUAUUUAAUUACAAAGUUUUUUAUUUUCUUGAGAGUGUGUGUGUGGAUAUAAAGAAAGAAAAUGCAGCAGCACCUGAUGCAGAUGCAGCCCAUGAUGGCAGCUUAUUAUCCCAACAACGUCACUACUGAUCAUAUUCAACAGUAUCUGGAUGAGAACAAGUCAUUGAUCUUAAAGAUUGUUGAGAGCCAGAAUUCAGGGAAAUUGAGUGAAUGUGCUGAGAACCAAGCAAGGCUGCAGAGAAACCUCAUGUUCCUGGCUGCAAUUGCAGAUUCUCAACCCCAACCACCCGCUGCGCAUGCCCAGUUUCUUUCCAGUGGUGUUAUGCAGGCAGGAGGACACUACAUGCAGCACCAACAAGCUCAACAGAUGACGCCACAAUCACUUAUGGCUGCACGAUCCUCCAUGUUGUAUGCUCAGCAACCAUUUUCAGGCCUGCAACAACAACAACAAGCUUUGCACAGUCAGCUUGGCAUGAGUUCUGGUGGAAGCACAGCCCUUCACAUGCUGCAAAGUGAGGCUAGCACUGCAGGUGGCAGUGGAGCACUUGGGGCAGGAGGGUUUCCUGAUUUUGGACGUGGCUCUUCUGGAGAAGGUAUGCAUGGUGGCAGGGCAAUGGCAGGUGGAAGCAAGCAAGAUAUUGGGAGUGCUGGGUCAGCUGAAGUUCGUGGAGGGAGCUCUGGCGGUCAGGGUGGUGAUGGGGGUGAAACCCUUUACUUAAAAGCAUCUGAUGAUGGGAAUUAAGAGGUUAGAAUGGUGGAUCUGAUGGCCUGUUCUACCAUCUGGAUUUAGGAUAGUUAGGAUGAUCAAUUUAGGGAGAAAUAGGCGAAAAGUGGCCAAAACUUGUGGCUCAAGGAACGUGUUCCUUGUUCAAAAAACAAUGUUAUGACUCAGCCUCAGCCCAUUUGGCUUUCUGUUUCAGUGUGGGACAGUGCAUCUUAUGGUAAUUUAACAUGUAAAUUUGUAGGGUCUCAUGGUUCUACUUGUCUUAAUUUGUGUUUUACUUUAAUGUGGUAAGGUUCAGUUUCAUUAUGACUCAGUUUAGACCAUGUUUCAGCAGAUGAAUUUUGAUGGUAAUUUGCAGAGAUUGGGAAAGAAAAUUGUCACUGUUUGCUUUCU
Messenger RNA from Durio zibethinus, 1663 nucleotides. Its product is annotated as GRF1-interacting factor 1-like. The record is from RefSeq and is a predicted model, not a curated record. NCBI's taxonomy places the organism in Eukaryota, Viridiplantae, Streptophyta, Magnoliopsida, Malvales, Malvaceae.